UAUGACUGAUAUAUUUCUUCAGAUUGAAAGCAGGAACAGAAGAGUGGUCUGCGAACUGCUACGUGACACGCGCAUGCGCGACACGACACCCAGGUUUAGCUCCAGCGCGCCAUUGGCUGGGCGUUGUCGUGCCUGGAGCCAAGAUCUGUGCCAAGAUGGAGAUCUCCAACGAUACCCACCAGGAUAUCUGCUGGUGGGCGACUCCGUACCGCUGGACAGGCGAGAAUCCACCCAGCAAAGCGUGCGCGCAAACCGACCACGCAUGCGAUGUUUGUCACGAACGCGCUUGCACUUGCUCGCUACUCAGACCCAGUAGGGGAUGUUUGGCUCACAACAAGCGCUCCAGGAUCGAAUACCACGUCCAUGCGCCUAUGACUGACCGCAUCGUAGCCACACUGGUGAAACUGACCCGCACAGCUCCUGACACGGCAAGAAUACCGGGCGCUCCGGCCUGUAAUUCAAGGGCCACCUUGCUGGCUUACCGGGUCGUGGCGCCCCGUCUGGUGUUACAAGUAUUUCCUUGCGGUGGCGACAAGAAGGGCGAUUGCGAAACUUGUGAUUUGGACCCUGGCGUAAAUACCCACGGCAGCGCCUUGUUGCGACCCAGCCGAGUAUUGACUCCUUGCUGCUGUUCAUGCUACAAGCUGCGGAUAACGAAUACUACGCCCAUAGCCACCACUGUGCGUUGGGAGGCACCCCUUGAUGGCGAAGAAUUUCUCAAGGUGAAGUUUUUACCGAACGAUUUCGAAAUCGGAAGUUACAACGAAAAACAAAUAACGGUAAUUUUGGAGCCUCGACGAGUGUGCAGGCGCAGAUUGUUCGUGUUUAGAGCGAAGGUCGCGCAUGCGUACAAGCCGCUUUAUCUUCUCAUCGACACUGCUAUAGAUGGUGUUCGAAUAAUCUGCGAAGUGCCUGUGGGUGGAGGGGAGAGGAACAAUUCCGUCAUUGCUCUUCGCUUAAUGCAGAAGGAGAUAUAUCCAUGGGACAACACCAAAAAACCCACUACACCGGACGAGUGUUUUGAAGCCGAAGACCGCAAGAGAGCCGAAGUGCUAGAAAGGAUAUGCGAAUGUAAAUUUGAGUUGAAGUAUAUCCCUCCGGUAAGACAUAUUCAUCCGAAGUUUCCCAAACCGGGUUGUCCAGAAAUAGUGACUGAGCCUCCACCGUUGACGAGAGUUUGCCCGUGCUUCGGCAAGAGAAUACCAAAUGUCCCUGAUCUUGAAGAACUCUGCUGCUUACAGUUCAGAAGCGUUCCUAUAAAAACAGUGAGAUCGCGGAGGCUGACGCUUCGCAAUGAUGGGAAGGUGACGGCACGAUGGAGGAUGGUGGUCCGACGCUGGCCACGCCAGAAGAAUCGAGUGGCCAAUAUAGACGCAUUAACUUUUGGAGGCGACCGAUGGGCGGGCGACGUGCGUUCACCGGGCGUUGUGAUUCAGUGUACCCCGGCUAAAGGAAUCUGCAUGGUCGGUCAGAGUGUGGACAUACUUGUGCAGGUGUACGCGGACUGUUGGGGACUAUACUAUGAUCAGAUCAUGCUGAUGGUGGACCACGUAGAACCCAUCGUUGUGGACGUGUGGAUUGAGGUGGUUGGGCCGGUGCUGCAGUUUGUGAUUCACUGUACGCUGCCGGAAUUCGAAUCCACUAUGUGGUUGUCAACAUCGGAUCCGCAGCGCACGCUGCGAGCGAAGAACACAUCGCGUUCUCAGCUUACCAUACAUGCUUACACAAUUCUAGAACAUGAACACUUUCAAAACACUUUGCCCUUCCGACUGUACAUGCGGUUCACGGAUAAUUUGAAGCCUGUCUGUCCUUGUUCCAAAUUUCCUUCUAGCGAUUCUGUAGCCACUAGCGAGGAAUCUUACACGUUUUCGGACAUAAUGUAUACUGGUAUUGAGGUGUACCUAGGAGACGAUCACGGACUACAGGGCGAGGAAUAUUAUAAGGUGGAACCAACCGUUUGUUCCGUGGCGCCUGGAGAAUGGAAGGAUUGGCGCGUGAGUUUGAACCCCUUGGCAGGGGGCGAGAUUGCGCCGCCUGGAUUGGUGCUGCUGAGAACUAUUCCAGUGGACGACCGAGGGAACCACUGGUUCCGCUGGGAGCCAGCGCCAGCGCGGGUGGGCGUCCGACAAGCGCCCCGCGCCGCUGUUCUACGCAUGUCGUGCAAGGAGGUGCGCGCGCAUAUGUGCGCGCUAGAUCUGCAUUACAACGAAAUUGCUAGGGUUCGCAAGCGGUUCCGAAUGCGGAACAUCGGCACUGCUCCACUUCUGGUGCAUUGUGCGACGGAGGCCCCAUGGCAGAUCGUCGUGAACAAACAGCCGAACGAUUGUGAAUGUGGCUGCGAACAUGAGCUGGGUGAACGGUACGAUGAGGUCGAGCUGAUGGUGGAACCCUGGAGCUCGACUUCGAUCUGUGUAGAGGUCGCGGUGGACACCACAGAAAUGUGGCCGAUUGUUGAAGAAGAAUAUGGCGUCGACAAGAAGUGCAUACUCUCGAGUUACCCUCCUAAACGUGAGGUCACCGGUCAACUUGUGUUCUCCUGCGAGGAAGGGAUUUUGGAGACGUUGCCACUGAUACUCGAUGUGGACUAUCCCCUCCUGUCUCUCGAGCCGGACGCCAUUGAUUUUGGAUUCGUCACUCACGGAGACACACGGAAGACAUACUUUUCAGUAUGGCAUUCAAGCUUAAGCGCGACCAUCACACUAGGUGUGAUGUGGCACGGUAGCGCGAAGCUGAGGCUCUAUCCUCGUCACUUGCGCGUCGAGCCAGGGAAACGCGAACGUAUCUACCUCCAGUAUACUGCUGCUUGGACAGGCGCCCCAGUACCAAUAGAAGGCUGCAUCCGUGUAUCGGCCGCCGCAGGCGCGGGCGCGUGGUGCCGCGUUGCGCUGUACGUGCGCGCGCAGCCCGCUCGCGACGCCAAGUUUAGACAAGAGGUGCACGACCACACGGAUCAGUGGAACCUGUGGCCUCCGUCACUGCCUCGGCUGUGAGAUCGCGGUUUUUGCGAAGAUCUUGAACGAACACCGUGGAUUAUUGAAAAUAAAGCUUUGUUGAAAGC
Cydia fagiglandana is the source of this 3058-nucleotide messenger RNA. RefSeq lists its product as uncharacterized. The coding region runs from base 156 to 2990 and encodes 944 amino acids. Gene Ontology annotation, biological process: negative regulation of cell population proliferation. The transcript is spliced from 24 exons. Gene Ontology annotation, molecular function: tubulin binding. Gene Ontology annotation, cellular component: cytoplasm; cilium. Lineage: Eukaryota; Metazoa; Arthropoda; Insecta; Lepidoptera; Tortricidae. The record is from RefSeq and is a predicted model, not a curated record.